Messenger RNA from Arachis duranensis, 2282 nucleotides. RefSeq names its product 60S ribosomal protein L5, mitochondrial-like. Lineage: Eukaryota; Viridiplantae; Streptophyta; Magnoliopsida; Fabales; Fabaceae. Gene Ontology annotation, cellular component: cytosolic large ribosomal subunit; ribosome. Gene Ontology annotation, biological process: translation. Bases 921 to 1529 code for a protein of 202 amino acids. The record is from RefSeq and is a predicted model, not a curated record. The transcript has a single exon. Gene Ontology annotation, molecular function: structural constituent of ribosome; RNA binding.
CGUUUUGGAUUCGGCUUAUAGCUCCUUUAUAGCCUGCCUUGUGUUGCUAUUAAAUGGCGAAAACUUCUUUGCACCCCCUUUGUUUGUUUGAGUCUUCAAUAAGUUCGUUCCACGAGCCUUCUGACGAGGAUACGCCAGAGAACAACUAAACGUAUUAAAUGACAAAACUUAACCCUGUUAAGAUGAGUAAGCCCCCGGGUGGAUGCGCGUGAGAAGAACUAAACUACAAGACUCCUACCUAAUAUCUUGCUAUAGGCGCUUUUGGCUUUUGACUUGUUUAUGUAUGAUUACGAUAGAACUAGGGGCGCUAGCGUUGAUGCAAAAUUCCUAUUCUUGCCUAAGCCUUCUACUUACUUUUCGAGUAUAGCCUUGUGAGGAACUUAACUUUAGCUCUUCGAAUGACAGAAACAUCUUUCUUGCUCUAUGCGAAGAAUAGCCCUUAAAGCUGGGGAAGGAAGAAGUGUGAAAGCAAGCAAGUCAAAUUCAGGCACAUUAGUAAGUUCUUUUCUCUGAAGAAUGUUCGAACUCAGACAUAGAUGACUGGGAUCACUACACUGGCUUUGUUGGUUGGUUUGAGGUAGGCAAGUAAAGAAUAAGAAAUUAGGCAGGGACCACGCUACACUCUCACCUCUCUCGAGCUACAGGAACCCUAAGCCAGGUAUGAUGCUGACUUUGCAAGCGCAGGGAAAAGAGCUGGUAGUGAUUCUUCGGGACAAAGGCCAAGGGUGAAGCCGGGGAAGUUUAAUAUUUAAUCAAUUCAUAAAUGACAUCGCCUUUAGGGGCGCCGUUUUCAUCCAACUAGAAAUAUCGUAUGAGAAGCAAAAGAAUGUUACGUUACGCCCAAAAGUCCCAUGCAUCCUUUCUUUCUUUGGUCAACAACCAAGCACAACUCAAUAGAAUGAAUUCUUCAAGACUCCUACAUGAACUUUCUGUCUGGAGGGAAUCAAUUUUUCUCAAUCAAUCACUACACUAUGUUUCCACUCCAUUUUCAUUACGAAGAUGUCUCACGUCAGGAUCCGUUGCUCAAACUGAAUCACGCCAACGUUAUGGAAGUUCCUAGAUCGUGUGAAAUAAGACUAGUACCAAAGGCACCCUAUGAUUUCAUAAUCAAAAAUGGAAAAUUGGCUAUGGAGAUUCCGCGCGGUCAGAAAUUAAUACAGACACACAGGGGUUCGACAGGAAAGUCGUUUCGAUCAAAUCCAUUCUUGGGGUCAAAUAAAGACAAAGGAUAUGUCAGUGACCUAGCACGACAAAGCACUCUCCGAGGGCAUGGAAUGUCUAAUUUUUCGGUAAGAAUCUCGACAGUAAUGUCUCUGGUGGAUUCUCCGGUCGAAAGACGGCUAAACUCAAUUCAAUUCUCGAUGGAAACGGAGUUGUUCGAAUUCUCCCCGGAACUGGAAGAUCAUUUCGAGAUCUUCGAACAUAUUCGAGGGUUCAAUGUGACUAUUGUAACUUCGGCCAACACACAAGAUGAGACUUUACCACCGUGGAGCGGCUUUUUGCAAAAAGAUGAGGGAGAUUCUGAGUAAGAGAUGUUAUGGACGAAUUGUUUGAAGCGUUUCUUCCCUUUAUUGAAAAAGUUGGAGAAGCUGCCGGGCUUAAGGAGGACUCUGAUGCCACAUCUUCACUUGACUUCAAGCAGGAAGUAGACCAGCCGUCUGAAGCCUUUAAGAAUAGAAAGAAGGUUGAGGCUGAUUGGACCCUCUUCGUGCCUGACUUCUCUAUUGAUCUGACCGGCUCGAUUGAGACAGAGAGUAAAGGUGCGAAUCGGCUAAAAGGCUGAGUCCGAGACUGGGAGAAGAACUUGCAAGAAAUGCAGACUUCGCUCCGCACCUUUAGGUAAAGAUCCCCAAUGUCCAAUCUUCCUUUUAUGGAGAUAUUCUUUUAUGUAACUUCCGGUAAGAAAGGGGAUAGAUUAUCGAAAAAAAGAUGUGCGCACGAGAGGAUUCUAACUUUCAUACAUAGAAGAAUGAUUGGCAAAGCACUCGAACAAAGCCCUUAGCUUCUAACUUCAUUCAUUCGAAAGGUCGCUGGAAUUUAGUUAGGAGCAAAUCCGUCACUGGACGAGGAAGGAAAGGGAAGGAAGAUAUGUACAAGAGAAAAAGUAUAUUAGAAAGCGUUAACAAGACUAUCAGACCAAGAACAGAACUGCUGGAGGAACAACUACCUAAGGCUGAAAAUGACAUAGAAUAAGUGGAAUCUCAUGCACACUUUGAGGGAGGUGGUUAACCGGUGCUUAGAGAACUACCUGGGAUGCCGAUAGACCAAGGGAAUGGGUACGU